UUAUCGAGUGACCGAUAACUGGAGAUACAAUUUGUACACAUCCCACCCCAAACCAAGCCGGAAAAAACCAAAACAUCCUUGAAAAUGCGGCGCCGCGAGCUGCAGACCAUCCAGAUGAAGCUGUCCGAUCUCAAGGAGUACGAGCAGGCCAAGAUGGAGCGCCUGAGGAGCCGCCAGCAGCUGCUGACUCCCAGGACGCCUACGCCCCCGUCCGACAGCGAGGUGCUGCCGGCGACAUCUAGCAGCGUACCGGCUGUUCUGCUGGCCAGCGCCAAGAAACAGGACGAUGACCCCUCCAAGUCGGAGCCCACAACUAAGCCCAGCACAUCCUCCACAUAGGACUAGGAUCAAGUUCCACGCGGGAACUAAAAGCACUUUGAUCGUCACUACCUCAAUGGAUGGAACACUUAAGAUUAACAAAGAUUACAAUUCGAAAUUUACUCCGCCUAGUUAAUUAAGCGUUUCGCGUAAUGCCAGCGAAAUUCCAAUCGACCGGCGCAGUUCACUACCAUACGUAUAUUAAGUGUAUUUAAUCGGGCACUAUAAUUAAUUAGUGACAAACAGCCAGACUGUUAAAUAUAAGAAAUAACUCGAAAAAAUGAAUAAAAUAUUCCAGGAUUUCAUUACUGGGCGAUUCCAGCUGACCACA
Drosophila biarmipes is the source of this 649-nucleotide messenger RNA. RefSeq lists its product as uncharacterized. Lineage: Eukaryota; Metazoa; Arthropoda; Insecta; Diptera; Drosophilidae. The transcript has 2 exons. The coding region runs from base 85 to 339 and encodes 84 amino acids. The record is from RefSeq and is a predicted model, not a curated record.